UUUACAAUGGCUGCUCCUCAGAGCGCAUCAAACAUAACGCGCAACUUAACGAAUCAGUUCAUGCAGCCGGCGUGGCGCGUCGCGGUCUGGUCUGUCGCCUACAGCUUCGUGCUGGCGGUCGCCGUGUUUGGAAACCUCAUUGUAAUUUGGAUCAUUUUGGCCCAUAAACGGAUGCGCACCGUGACUAACUACUUCUUGCUCAACCUGGCUUUCUCCGACGCAUCGAUGGCCGCUUUCAACACGCUCAUCAAUUUCAUUUACGCGACGCAUGGAGAGUGGUACUUUGGGGAAGUGUACUGCAAGUUCCACAACUUCUUUCCCGUCACCGCCGUGUUUGCCAGCAUCUAUUCCAUGACAGCUAUUGCAGUCGACAGGUACAUGGCCAUAAUUCACCCACUAAAGCCCCGUCUGUCAGCUACGGCUACUAAAGUGGUGAUUCUCUGUAUUUGGGCACUGGCGGUGGUUUUGGCUUUUCCCCUCUGUUUCUACUCUACCACAAGAACAAUGCCUCGACGAACCGUCUGCUACGUUGCCUGGCCAAGACCUGCAGAGGAUUCGUUUAUGUAUCAUAUCAUAGUAACAGUGCUUGUGUACCUGCUGCCUUUAGUGGUAAUGGGUAUUACCUACACCAUAGUAGGGGUUACACUUUGGGGAGGAGAGAUCCCUGGAGAUUCAUCUGAUAACUACGUUGGACAACUACGUGCCAAACGGAAGGUGGUGAAGAUGAUGAUUGUGGUGGUGGUGACCUUUGCCCUCUGCUGGCUGCCCUAUCAUGUGUAUUUCAUUGUGACGGGCCUGAACAAGCGACUAAACAAGUGGAAGUCGAUACAGCAGGUCUAUCUGGCUGUGUUAUGGUUGGCCAUGAGCUCUACAAUGUACAACCCAAUUAUAUACUGCUGCCUAAACAGCAGGUUUAGGGCAGGCUUCAAACGAGCCUUCAGGUGGUGUCCCUUCAUCCAGGUGUCAAGCUACGAUGAACUAGAGCUCCGUCCCACCCGACUCCACCCGCGCAACCAGAGCAGUAUGUGCACACUGUCACGCAUCGACACCAGUGUACAUGGCGAUGACCCUCGCCAUAGCAACCGAAAGAGCACUAAGUCUCCGGGUCAGGUUGAGGUCAGUGAUAAAGAUGAAAACGCACCAGGUGUUCAACACACUGUGCACAGAGAGCCAACUUUUGCAACCAGUUUGAAUAAAGCUGCGGUUUGAAUUAACCAUCAAAUAUGAGCAUUUCUAAAAGAGACGUGUACAUUUCUGAGACUGUGUUGCAGAUUUACAGGAGUGUGGAUGGUUUUAAAUCUGCAAUUUUGUAAGUUAGGAGUGUUGAAUAAUGUAUUCUGUUGUAUACUCCACAUUUUGGCAGCUUAUCUGGUAUUCUGUGCAUAUAUGCAGAGCAUACAUACUUUAUACUGCAGUAAUAGUGAGAUUAGUAUGUAGUAUGCUUUUCCAAGCACAGCCAACGUAUCUCGAUCUUUUAUGAAGUGUAUUGUUUCAGUCUGCUUUCCAAUAAGGAGGGUUGGGCUCCAAAUUUUAAGUCAAGUUUUAAAGGAAUAUUCCAGGUUUAAAACAAGUUAAGCUCAAUCGACAGUAUUUGUGGCAUAAUUUUGAUUACUUAAAAAAAAGAAGAAGAAGAAGCAUAAAUUGAGGUUACAAGGAGGCAUUUACAAUGGAAUUGAAUGGGGCCAAUUUUUGGAAAGAAAUGUGAAGCUUAUCAUUUUAUAAACGCAUUUACAUACAUUUUUCUGUUAAAACUUGUGUAUUAUUUAAGCUGUAAAGUUGUUUAAAUGGAUGUUUUUACAGUCGUUUUUAGGGUCUUAGUGUUUACAUGUUCCAUUGCCAUGGGAACAAAGUUGUAAAAUUGGAUUUACAUUUUCACAGAAAAGUUUAGCAAGAGAUUUUAUAACACUAUAAUCAUGCUUUUCUUUUGUUUUGUUUUUUUGAUUCCUCCCUUUUUCUCCCUAAUUUGGAAUGCCCAAUUCCCAAUGCACU
Molecule: messenger RNA, 1989 nt
Organism: Xyrauchen texanus (razorback sucker)
Lineage: Eukaryota; Metazoa; Chordata; Actinopteri; Cypriniformes; Catostomidae
Product: neuromedin-K receptor-like
Exons: 5
Coding region: 7-1209 (400 amino acids)
Biological process (GO): G protein-coupled receptor signaling pathway; positive regulation of flagellated sperm motility
Cellular component (GO): sperm midpiece; plasma membrane
Molecular function (GO): tachykinin receptor activity
Source: RefSeq, a predicted model, not a curated record